This is a messenger RNA of Octopus sinensis (East Asian common octopus), 6207 nucleotides long. Its product is annotated as 5'-3' exoribonuclease 1. The record is from RefSeq and is a predicted model, not a curated record. Gene Ontology annotation, cellular component: nucleus. The transcript is spliced from 41 exons. Gene Ontology annotation, biological process: rRNA catabolic process; nuclear-transcribed mRNA catabolic process. Lineage: Eukaryota; Metazoa; Mollusca; Cephalopoda; Octopoda; Octopodidae. The coding region runs from base 370 to 6183 and encodes 1937 amino acids. Gene Ontology annotation, molecular function: RNA binding; 5'-3' RNA exonuclease activity.
GAAGAGAAGAAAAAAAAGAGUAUUAUAUGUAUAUCUCAUUUCUUUAUAAUUGUACCUACAUAACAUACAUACAUGUAUAUAUAUAGGUGGAUAUAUAUUACAUAACUAAACGGAUAAAGGGGUCUCGUUAGAAAAUAGUCCCCCCAACUGCAUCGACACCUGGAUAAUUAAUAAUAAUUAUUAUAAUUAUAACAAGUUAUUGAAAGAAAAUAGAGGAGAGAGAGAGAGAGUACAAGAAAAGGACAACAUAUAUAUAAAUAUAUAUAUAUAUAUAUUAUUUAGACGGACACUUACAGAAGGUAUAUAUACACGCAUAUAUAUAUAUACACAUAUAAAAAGCAGAGGUACCGGAGUUUCAAAACUACAAUUAUGGGGGUACCGAAAUUUUACCGUUGGAUCAGCGAGCGGUACCCGUGUCUAAGUGAAGUUAUUAGAGAAUUUCAGAUUCCAGUAUUUGAUAACUUAUAUUUGGACAUGAAUGGCAUCAUCCAUCUUUGUUCCCAUCCGGAAGAUGAUAAUCCACAUUUCAGAAUUACAGAGGAGGACAUUUUUAUUCAUAUUUUUCAGUACAUAGAAUUUUUAUUCCAAAUGAUUAAACCAUGUAAAGUCUUCUUUAUGGCCAUUGAUGGAGUUGCUCCUCGAGCAAAGAUGAACCAACAAAGAGGGAGACGAUUCAGGUCUGCCCGUGAAGCUGAAAAUUUGAUAAACCAAGCCAAAGAGCGUGGUGAAGUGUUGCCAACAGAAAAACGAUUCGAUUCAAAUUGUAUUACACCAGGAACUGAAUUUAUGGUGAGGUUACAGAAACAGCUACAGUUCUUUGUUACACAGAAAGUCUCUUCAGACCCUCUUUGGAAAGGAGUCGACAUCUACCUCUCUGGACAUGAGACUCCUGGUGAAGGAGAGCACAAAAUUAUGGAUUACAUUCGGUCGUUACGCUCCAAGCCUGAUUAUGAUCCAAACACACGGCAUUGUGUGUACGGAUUAGAUGCAGAUUUGAUUUUACUAGGGCUCACUUCCCAUGAACCCCACUUUUCUCUGUUGCGGGAAGAAGUUCGAUUUGGUGGCAAAAGGGACAAAACAAAACGUCCCAUGACGCCGAAAGAGACCACAUUUCUUUUGCUACAUUUAUCUCUGAUGCGAGAAUAUCUUUACUUUGAAUUUGCAGAUUUAGAGCACAAAUUAUCUUUUCCCUUUGACCUCGAGCGGAUCAUCGAUGAUUGGAUUUUCAUGAGUUUUUUAGUGGGGAAUGAUUUCAUCCCUCAUCUGCCACACCUCCACAUUCACCAAGACGGUCUGCCUUUUCUGUGGCAGACCUACAUGCAAGUACUUCCUACAUGUGAUGGUUAUCUCACUGAUGCUGGCAGUUUAAAUUUGGAAAGAUUCGAAAAGUAUAUCACUGCAUUGUCAAAGGUAGACUUUGAAAAAUUCCAAGAGACUACUGCCAAUGCCAAGUGGCUGUCAGCUAAAUCUACAAGAGGUCGACCAACCCGGCCAAAAGAAAUUUUUAACGAACCUUCUUCAUCGCAUAAAAACAAGGCGAAAUAUCGAGAGCUUGAAGAAUUUCUGAUGAAUGACAGUGAAUACGAUGGCGAAUGCCUGGAGGAUAAUUAUGCCGAAUCCAAAGUUUCAGAAGCUGUGACCAACUGUGAUCAAUCAGAAGAGGAAAGUUUCUGGGAAUACAAGAAAGACUAUUACAAAUCCAAAUUGCAAUACGAAGAAGUCACAGAUGAAGUCCUCAAAGAGCAAGCUUACAUCUAUAUCUCGGCACUGCAGUGGAACCUCUAUUACUAUUUUGACGGUUGCCAAUCAUGGAGCUGGUAUUAUCCUCACCACUAUGCCCCAUUCAUGAGUGACCUAGUGAACAUCAAAGAUAUAAAGAUCAAACUGGACAUGGGCAGACCAUUUUUACCUUUCCAGCAACUGAUGGCUGUCCUUCCUUCGGCCAGUAAGGAGCUGCUACCUCCUCCAUUGCAGGAACUCAUGACCAAACAAAGCUCACCAAUCCAGAAAUACUACCCAGAGGACUUUGAAACGGACUUGAAUGGAAAGCUGCACGAAUGGGAAGCCGUUGUUCUCAUUCCGUUCAUUGAUGAAACAGAACUUUUGAAAGCCAUGGCAACUGCAGAAGACAGACUUUCCCCAUCAGAAAAGGCUCGUAACAGACACAGUCCCCAUCAAUUAUACCAGUACAGCUCGGAAUGUUUGGAGAAAUAUCCGUCCACGUUAUCAAAACUUCCUGAUGUUCAUUAUAAUCAUGCAUUGUGUACAUAUGUGCCACUCGAUGCCUUCCACACUCCAGUGAAUAUACUCAAGAAAAGCCUCCUCACAAACGACAAGCAGAACGUCUACUUCCCUGGGUUCCCCACGUUUAAGCACAUACGACACAGGGCAGAAUUAAAGAAAGAUGGCGUGAAAGUUUUCCAGUUUAACAGUAAACUCGAUAACAUGAUAGUCCAAAUAAUUGAGGAUUGGGAACAGGAUUUGAAAAGUAUUGCUACUGACAUCUUAGGAAAGACCCUUCUAGUUAACUGGCCACAUUUAUUUGAAGUUAAAGUCCUGGUAGUUGCGGACGCCCAGAUGAGCUAUUAUUUGUCCAACCACUUUGAUGGCACCAUCAGGUGUGAGAAAUUGGAUGAACUUCACCACAAACUUUGGCAACGGGAAGUCAACGCCAUUACGGAGAAAUAUCAUUCUACGCGAGGGAUUGAGAUUGGUCCAACCUCUGUGUUAAUCCGAGCAAGCCCAGUCACUGGACGGAAAUAUGUUGCUGGACCUGCUGGCAAAAUCACUCUCCAGAAGCAGUUCUCAGAAAAAACUAUGCCUUAUGCCUUACAAGCCACUGUCAGGGACAUCAUUUCUGAAGAACCAGAGUAUUCUGAUGAAAAGACCAUUGACGAGGUGUUUACAGUUGAUACUUCAGUUUUCAUGUUAAGUGGAACUUAUUAUGGCUUCCAUGGAAAAGUUUCAGAAGUCAACAAGGACCAAUGUACUGUGUCUGUUUCUAUCCCUGUCCCCUAUGAACCCAACUUGGAUAACAUCAUCCAUAACCAACAGUUGUACGAGAAGCGGUAUUAUUCAGCCAGCGACGCAGCCAUGCGUUUGGGCAUCAGUAACUAUUUCCUGUCCCACAUCACCGAAUCGGUGUUCGUUGUGCGCAACUCUCGCAACGGAUCAAACGAGCAGAAAGUCAACAUUGGCCUCGGUUUGAAAGUGCAUCGGAGAAGUGAAGCGCCAGGUUACACCAAAUUUAUGUUCGACACCUGGCAUUAUUCCGAGAAGACAUUGGACUGUGUUCACCAAUAUUUGCAGAGGUUUCCAGAACUCUUUGAAAUCAUUUCAACUCAGGGACAUUCAUAUCAUGAUGCUUUGCCGGAAAACAAAGUCUUCAGCAACCUCAGGUACACUCUUCAGAACGUGAUAGAUUUUAUAAAGACUUUACCAUGCCGUAAUAUUAAACUUCUGAAAAGUGGUUCUAUGGUGCUCAAUGAAGGGGUUGUCGAAGCCAUUGCAAAUGUAGUGAGAAAGUUGCCGGACAUCAACAAAAAUGUGAAGACUGUUUCACAAACAGUGAAACCAGACAAUUUAUUUAAGCCCAUCGCAUCAGUGAGCAAUGUUAUACCUGAUUCCAACGUGGAGUACAAGUUGUUUGACCGUAUUAUAAACAUCCGCAAAGGACUAGGGACUCUGCCAUUUGGCUUGAGGGGGACGGUGGUUGGUGUCCAUCCAGGGGACAAGCCAUUCUCAACCAUCUACGACAUCCUGUUUGAUGAAGAAUUCUCACAGGCUGUUGAAGUGGGCAAUGUCCCAAACUGUGGCUAUCAUCUGACCAUCCAUGAUAUGAUGAACUUGUCGCAUGGGAAACAUCAAAACCAACCUACAACGACCAGCCCAUUCCCAGCACGUACCUCCCAGUAUGCCAACCAGAACCAGUCCGCAAGGCCCACAUACUCUGGGAAUCAGACCCAACGGAAAGUCACGGUCAACAACCAGAAUAACUCCAGACAUACUCCACAAACAACCACAACACCAACAACAACAACAACACCAGCUGAUCAGCACCACCCCCAUCAGCAAGGUGACACAUUUCAUCCAAACUCAUUCUAUGACGGCGCCAGUCCUCAGUUUGUCACACCCAAGAUGUUUAGUCGAAAACAAGCCAACCCUAAACUGACUGACGACAAAGCUUCAGCUAAGAGAGACAAGUCUUCUGGAGUCAAUGAAUUCGCUGACAUCUGGAAAGAACUGAAACAGCUGAAGGUCAGUGACCCUCCAUCCUGCAUGCCACCUCAGGCAAGGAAGGCCAACCGAUCGUCCAGCGCAUCCAGCAAUAGUUGUUCUCUCAGCCAUGCGGCCCAGGCCCUGGACAAACUCUCUGAUUCCAUGACCGCAGCAAACGCCAAAGCUGAAUUUGGUGGUGGCAGAGAUGAAAAUGGUAACGGACGGUUAGCAGGUGGCAGCCGUAGUGGUGGUCGCAGUGGUGGUGGCCACAAGAACCGUCUGACCGUCAGCACUCUAUUUCAACAGGCAGUGGAAAGCGAACCCAAAGGGUUUCUUCCAACGAACUCUGCAGGUCCCGAUUCAGGUCCCGUGUCUGCAACUUCAGGGAAAGGAAAAGCUAAGGGAAAUAAAAUGGGAACCCCUUCUUCGAUGCCGGCUGGCAAUGCUGAGGAUGGGACAGCUGCUUUAAAACAGAUGCUGAACAUAGGGAACACAGAGUCAGCUCCCUACAAAUUUGACAGCCAAACAGGGGACAUGAAAACCCAAUCAAUCGCCUCCCCUAAAGUACAGAUUGCUGUGGCCCCUUCAUCCCAUGCUGUAGGCAACUUGAGCAGCAGUGGGGCCUCGAGUUUUACCCACCAAGUCACAGUUGAAGAACUGUUUGAAGCUUAUCGGAGGUUUUCCAAGAAGAGUGCUAAAGAGCAGAUAUUGCCGCAUCCCAACCAGCAGCAGCAGCAGUGUUAUCGCGGUGGUCAGCAACAGAUCCAGCCUUUACUGCCACAGACCCUUCCGUCGUCGGGUCAGUCCUUCAACAAACAACCGGCCUCUCUCAUGCACAUGCAUCCACAGAGGCCGGUGACCACGUUACCAAAUGCUUCCGCCGCUGCCUACAAACAACCACAGCAACGGCAAAAAGGUCCACCGCCAGGAUUUGUAAAGCACCAAAACCACAAGAACUAUUCUUCCAAACUUGGAGGCUGCAGGAACACGGCUCUUGAACUGCACAAUCUUUGUUGCCAAUAUGGACUCGGCCCACCGAAAUAUGACUUCAGUGGAGCAAAGAAUCAUAUCACAGCUUGUGUGACCUUAUCCAAUGGCAACAGGCUUCAGGGAACCCCUUGUGCAACCCGAGACGAAGCAGUUGAAAGCACGGCACGUAUUGCUCUUCUUCACUUGUCUGCUCAGAGUAUGAUGGUUCCAUAUCAGUUGAUGCCUCCGCAAGCUGCGCCCCCUGGAAUCAUGCCAGCCACACACCUCGGACAAAUGCCCCAACAGUUUUCAUCUCCCAACUCAGCAUUCAGCCCUGUGGUUCCGAGAGGGCCUGCCCCAGGCUGGGGCAUAGUCCCUCAACAUCUUCAGAAGCUACCCUGGUAUACAACUCAAGCUAACCUCAAUUCUGGAGGCUCUGCGGCACCAACAGUAUUAUACCCAGGAACUGCUGGUAACCAGUUUGCAACGAAGCAAGCGGCCAUCGUUAGUACUCCUCUAGUGUCUACGACAUUAACGCCCAGCCAAGUUCAUACUUCACUGUCCUGCAGUGUUGCCAAUGGAAGCACAAGCAAUUCUGAGAAAAGUAAAAGCGUGAGCCAAAGCAGUAAAGGAAGCCACGGCCGCAGUGCGGCCGGUGCCCCAGGGAGGCUUCCUAACGACCCGAGCCAGCAUCAGCUGUCAGCCCCGUCUAGCCAAACCGACCGCCCUCACGUAACGCCCGCAGUCGUCUCGAGUUCCACUUUGGGAACAUGUUCAACGUCAAGCCAAAAGGUGACAGCCACUACGAAAAAGCCCACGUCUGAUGGAUCCAAAUCUUCUAAACCUAAAGAAACAGAUAGCAACAGUGCAACCACAACGGCCCCUUGUAUCAAUAACAAUUUGAACUCUACCCCGACAAAAUCUAAUCAUAAAAAAAAACGAUCGAGACUUGCUGCCAACUUUUGUACUUCAUCCUCAACAAUGGCUAAAAACUGAAAUAAAUGAAUUUUUUUUUUAAAA